AUGGCACCCAUCCACCAGCGACGCAACGGCAAAGCACAGCCAAAGGGAAAGGCAAGGGGAAGGGGACAGGCCAAGACAAGGGAAGGCAAGGCUUUGGACCUCGAGAUCCAGACCGGUGAGCACGGAGUCAACAACGACAGCUCAAACCCCAUUCUCUCUCCCACCUCCACUGCUAAGGAGCUCCUUGACUGCGAAAGCGAGGAUCCUAACGACCGUUCUCUUGACAACAACGGCGACGACGAGUGGGAAGACGAAGACGAAGACGAAGACGAGGACGAAGACAAUCUGCAGUUGUGCCAUCAGCACAAUAUCGACACUGGGCGCAGAAACACCCUCCACCGUAUCACCCCGCGUCCCCUCCCUCCACUCCCACAGCUACCUUCAUACCCAUCCUCACAACAGCAGUACUGUGCACCUUCACUUCCAGACCGAUCACAUCGUCGAAGCAACGCCCAAGUCCUCGAUAAAUCCUUUCUUGCGCCACCCCGAGAAUACAAGAUGCCAGGUCCAAAUGUCCCCAAGCCCGGUCCGGCGAAACUGAAGCCCAACUCUGAGCUCCCAGAAUGGUUAGAAGAAGCAAAACAGUGUCACUAUCUUCCCGAGUCUGUUAUGAAGCAGCUUUGUGAAAAGGUGAAAGAGUGUUUGAUGGAAGAGUCCAAUAUUCAACCUGUUGAGACACCUGUUACGAUCUGCGGUGAUAUCCAUGGCCAAUUCUACGAUCUUCUUGAGCUGUUCCGCAUUGCAGGUGGCAUGCCAGGAGAGUCCAACGUUCAAGCGCCAACCACAGUCAUCAGCUCCGACGAUAUUGAACCACCGACCGAGAUUACCGAUCCCAAGCUCCGAAAGAAGAUCCGUUCAUCAGACAGCGGUAUUGAGAGUGCGAGUGGUGAGGAUGAUGACGAGGAAGAACGCGGUCGCCCACGUACAGCAGGUCAAUCAAGUCGUGGUGGUAGUGCUGCUGGAGAUUCAGCUAUCGGUGUUAAUGAGGUUUCUGGCACCGGAAGUCAGAAAUUCAUAUUCCUUGGUGAUUUCGUUGAUCGGGGCUACUUCAGCUUGGAGACUUUUACUCUCUUGAUGUGCCUUAAGGCUAUGUACCCUGAAAUGAUCACCCUCGUGCGUGGUAACCACGAGUCCCGCCAAAUCACUCAGGUCUAUGGGUUCUAUGAGGAGUGUCAACAAAAGUAUGGCAAUGCUUCGGUCUGGAAGUCUUGCUGCCAAGUUUUUGACUUUCUCGUCCUUGCUGCUAUCGUUGAUGGCAGAAUUCUUUGUGUUCAUGGCGGUUUGAGCCCAGAAAUUCGCACCGUUGACCAGAUCCGCGUUGUUGCUCGUGCUCAGGAGAUUCCUCAUGAAGGCGCUUUCUGUGACUUGGUCUGGAGUGAUCCUGAAGAUGUUGAAACUUGGGCAGUUUCCCCUCGUGGGGCUGGGUGGCUCUUUGGUAACAAGGUUGCAACUGAGUUCAAUCACGUCAACAAGUUAACACUCAUUGCCCGUGCUCAUCAGCUGGUCAACGAAGGCUAUAAGUACCAUUUCGCCGAGAAGUCCGUUGUUACUGUCUGGUCCGCUCCCAACUAUUGCUACCGCUGUGGCAAUGUUGCAUCCAUCAUGAACGUCGGCAAAGAUCUGGUCCCGAAGUUCAGCAUCUUCAGCGCGGUCCCCGAGGACCAACGUGCCGUUCCAGCAGGUCGAAGAGGAGCUGGCGAAUACUUCUUGUAGAUCAACCUUUGCAUAUUCACACACUCGACAAUCUUGUGGAGAAUGCUGCAGGAUAUCACGAUGGCGUUUAGAGGUUUUGCAUUCGGAGGAGGCGUUUUGACUACCCUGUACAACAAUUGUCGAUUCAUGUGUUUCUAUAUCUUCUUUUUUCAACGAUUGACGUACACGGUUUUCCUGGAACCAUGAGCAUGAGGAAACAUUGGAGUACUCGUUCGUAGUUCCUCCGCCGUAUCUCCACCCAGUAUUUCAAGAUCGUAGCUGUUCAAGGAUUCUGCAUUACACAAUCACGCUUUCGAUGAGAGCGUCUCUUGGCAUGAUAUGCUGGAGGAUUUGAGCUGUUGGAGACGUCAGGAAAGAUCUCUUCGGAUGUGCUGCCUAGUGCUCCAUGGGUAUAUACAUUUCCGGCUUCUGGUGGUGCGAUUUGGCCGAAAUAGAGAUGUUUCGUAUGUUUCGAGGCAUUGUUCUCUGGCAUUUGACCUGACUGCAAUGUAUGAGUAUUACGAGAUGAGAUAACGACAUCAAUGAAAAUACCAAAAUUUUAGAUGCUGAGGUUUUCAAUGUUGAGGUGGCCUGUGGUAUGAGGUUGCCUAGGUAUGUUGUGAUGCUCUUCAUCCAAUUGCUGCAGCAUUCCAGCGAAGUACGGUGUGCCUCACAUGUCACACAAGAGAAAACAAGUAUGUAUUAAAGUUGCGUUGAGAAUGAUUCAAUACAGUAAGCUAGCUACAUAGAUAUACAUCGCUUCCAAACUCGCAAAUUGCUCACUGAUAAGAUCUAGCAAGAUAAUCGCUCAAACCGCCAGUAUUUUCGUACACCCGUUUUCGAUACAUGGUUGACGAACUUCCUUUACAAUCUCAAGCUCUUUGUAGCUCGUGCUGUUUACAAGCCACUUCUUCCCAUCUCAUCGUCUCAGCCGUAAAGUCUCGUGUCACUUGAAGUGCACACCCGCAGGUGCGUUAGGCUAAAUGCUGUGUCGUACUGUGCCAUGUCUGCCGAUUCUUGUGAAUCGGCUGGAUCAGAUGGCUCAAAGGCAGAUAAGUCCGGAGACUGCUGCUCAGAUCUCAGAUGUGAUCUGACUGUUGGUUACCAGGUUCUCAUCUAUCUUUCCAAGAUAGAUAUAUGUCAUGCAGAGCAAGGCUCAUGCAUUCAUCCAAAACUCAGAUGGCUUCCUCAAUUUCUCUGCUUGUUUUUCCUUUCCGGUGCGGUUCCAAUUUGUCGCUUCAAGAACCACUUCACAGCGGGGAGAGGUGGUAUUUCCCAUCAUUCACACUACUCCCCUUCCCACUCACACUCCCACUCUCAUACCUGCUCCCCCUAGUCUGAACCGUCAGCGGCGCGUGAGCGUACACAGGCGAGCUAGAAUACGACAGCGUACUAGGCGCAUAGUUGACAGUCCUCUCAGGCACGAAUACUACCCCAGGAACACCCGAGCUCGAGUUCCUGGGCGAAGGCAAGAAUGGAUUCGGUGCUGAGUUUGGCGGUGGUUGAGGAGCAGCUGGAUACAUUGGCUGAGGCUGCUGAUAGCUUGAUCUGCGUCCGGAUUCUCGGUGGAAGGAUACGGUGGCUGCUUCUUCGAUCUCCCUUGAGUUGCGAGGCGAGGAUCGGGGUGAUGAGCGAGGUGGGCUGUUGCGGGAUGAGGAUGAGGAUGAGACUUGGCCUUGGACUUCUCGUCUGAGCCUUGCGUUUCUCUCCCGCUCAUCGUCGAGUGCGUCGAGUAGAUCCUCGACUUUGUUACAUAGCUCUGCUUUCUCUUUCUUCAGGAGUCGGUUCUCCUUGUUGCUCUCUGUAAGAGCGGCGUCGAGUUUCUGAGUGCUGGCCUCGUAGCGUUUGAUUCUGUCGUUGGCGGCGUCGAGGGCUUCUUGCACGGCGCGAAGGCUGUGGCGCUGCGUUUCAAUCUGGGCGUUGCUGAAGGAAGUGUUGUUGUUAGGUGUUGUUCCUAAGGAGGCUCGAUCGCUUGCGCUGGAUGACCCGACGCCUGAGUCGCGGCUUGAACGGUGGUGGUGGGAGGCUCCUUUGGUACCACGCUCGUAGUGGACCUUCUUCUUGGUUGAGUUGGUUGAGUUGGGGCUUGACAUUGUGAUAGGAUAGGAUGAGAUAUGUUUUGUUUGGAUGGAUCUGUGUACAGUACUGUACUACUGCAAAGCGAGGCGAGACAGACCGCAGGCUGGGUAGGAUAUGGCUGCCCAAGUGCAGUAAGGUGAGUUGGCAAAGAGGAAAGUGCCAAUGAAUAGUAGGAUAGAUCCAGCUCGUGGGGCGUACUGGCGGUGAAGUAUGGAGGAUUGAGACCCAAUGUUGAUGCAAGGCUGAGUUGGGUUGCGAUUGAGGUCCAGUUGCAGUAUAUAAAGGGUAGAGAGGAACCACUUGACAGACAACUGAACAGAAGUACUCGAAGACUCGGGAUCAAGAAGGAAAGAAAGGAAGAUCUAGCUCGAACUGCUGCCUACCUUCCUUACAUACAUAUCCUCCCUCCCUCAUUCUCGCCCUGCCUAGCUGGCAAUGCAAUCUGGCAAAGGGCAUCGCACACACCCUGCCCUCCCCUCCAUACCGACCUGUCAAUUGGAAGCAUCCUCGCCAGACCAGGACUCAUCUGCUCACCGAGUAAACUGCCCGCCAAGCACCAGGCCCACGCCGACCAAUUGCCCACCGGCGUGAGAGGACGGGAACACGAGCCAGGGGAGGGAGUCAUCGAGCCAUGCAUGUUCUACCGGCGCACCAAUUGCGCUCACAGAGAACGGCGAUGCACUGCCAUUGGUGAGGGUUGGGGAUGGGGUGGGCAUAGGCGCAGGUUGCCUUGAGGAGGAUGGAGGAUGGAAAAGAAGCGGGCACUGCCCGGCUGCCUACAAUAUCCUGAUCCUGCGAGCCUGCGUGGUUCUCGCUGCAGAAGCCUGUCAGGUGGAACGCCAAAAGGCGCAGCACGCACUGAAGCCGCUGCAAAGAGGAGAGAAAUCCGCCUUGUCGCCUACAGAAGAGCCUCUCCUUCUUCCCUUUUCCCGGUUGGCCUUUACCUGGGGUACAUUAUGGUACUGAAAAUUCGGUCGGUUGAACUGGGGGGCCUGCAAAUGUGGACGAAAGUCGAUGUUGCCUACCCUACCUUAUCUACCAAGGUAUCUACUGUAAUCCAUUGGCGAUGUCCAGAUCCGUCACCGUGGGAUUUCCUUGCCCCACCUGCACCUCCUCCUCGACCCUGCCCGGUCUUGCAGUUUGCAUGCUUUCUUUGCAGUUCUCCGUACCUUACUACAAGUACUGUCCAUUGUUCCUUGCAGUGCAAGACUGCAAGUGCAAAAGUGGAGCACACUCGCUACCUACAUCCGAAGGCUACCUUACCUACUAUACCUACUGUGCGGGCUGUGGAAUUGCAGUCGUUCGGACAGCUCAGUGGUCAAUGUUAAUCCAUCGUCAGAGUGCGUUGUCUGGCUGCAGUUGCUGCUCGCAAUGCAGCCACCUGCAGUCCUGCGAGCAGCCGACGCGACAAGUGGAGAGGCUGCAAGCCUCGGAGAAAGCUACUCGACGUCAAGGCCACUUGUUGAUAUUUAUGAAGUAGGAAGAUUUCUUCUUCACGGCCUUGAAAAAUCAAGGUUCGCAAUGAAAAAAAGAAAAAAAAAAAAGCACCGCUCAGUCAUCCAUCGGCACCCACCCAGACCUCGAGGCCGAAGCACACAAGGAAAGGGCCGAGAUCAUCACCACUUUCUAUACAGCAAAC
This is a messenger RNA of Cadophora gregata, 5410 nucleotides long. RefSeq lists its product as uncharacterized. NCBI's taxonomy places the organism in Eukaryota, Fungi, Ascomycota, Leotiomycetes, Helotiales, Ploettnerulaceae. Gene Ontology annotation, cellular component: cytoplasm. Gene Ontology annotation, molecular function: protein serine/threonine phosphatase activity. The transcript is spliced from 4 exons. Bases 1 to 1713 code for a protein of 570 amino acids. The record is from RefSeq and is a predicted model, not a curated record. Gene Ontology annotation, biological process: G1/S transition of mitotic cell cycle; peptidyl-serine dephosphorylation.